AUGCCUCCGAAGAAGACUGCCGCCGCGACGAAGAAGACUGGCACCGCCAGCUCUCACCCACCCUACCAAGACAUGAUCAAGGAGGCCGUCAUCAACCUCAAGGAGAGAAAUGGAUCAAGCCGUCAAGCGAUCAAGAAAUACGUGCAGGCCAACAACAACCUCAGCGGCGUCUCCGAUGCUGCCUUCACCACCCAGCUCAACAGAGCGCUCUCGAAGGGCUCCGAGAGCGGUGUGUUCGCACGCCCGAAAGGCGCCUCUGGCCCGGUGAAGCUCGGUGGACCUAAGACGGCCGAGACUAAGCCGGCAGCUACCAAGAAGGCACCCGCCGCUGCUGCUAAGAAGACCACCGCUACGAAGACCUCCGCCACCAAGAAAGCACCGGCGAAGAAGACUGCUACCAAGGCCGCGACGACGAAGAAGGCUCCAGCCAAGAAGGCCACUGCGACCAAGAGCAAGGCCAACACCAGCAAGGUCCGCAAGACUCCUGUUGCUGCCCCCGCCGUCGAAGACAAGCCACCAGUCGUGCUCGGCAAGACCAAAUCCGGCCGCGUCACCAAGAGCAAGGCACCAGUCGCAGAGGCCAAGAAGGUUGCGCCCAAGAAGGCCGCCGGCCGGAAGGCACCCGCAAAGAAGGCAAAGGCGACGCCGAAGAAGUGA
This is a messenger RNA of Saxophila tyrrhenica, 657 nucleotides long. RefSeq lists its product as uncharacterized. Gene Ontology annotation, molecular function: nucleosomal DNA binding; double-stranded DNA binding; structural constituent of chromatin. NCBI's taxonomy places the organism in Eukaryota, Fungi, Ascomycota, Dothideomycetes, Mycosphaerellales, Extremaceae. Bases 1 to 657 code for a protein of 218 amino acids. The transcript is spliced from 6 exons. Gene Ontology annotation, cellular component: nucleus; nucleosome. The record is from RefSeq and is a predicted model, not a curated record. Gene Ontology annotation, biological process: nucleosome assembly; chromosome condensation; negative regulation of DNA recombination.